Molecule: messenger RNA, 931 nt
Organism: Coprinopsis cinerea okayama7#130
Lineage: Eukaryota; Fungi; Basidiomycota; Agaricomycetes; Agaricales; Psathyrellaceae
Product: Gpr1 family protein
Exons: 4
Coding region: 93-779 (228 amino acids)
Cellular component (GO): plasma membrane
Molecular function (GO): acetate transmembrane transporter activity
Source: RefSeq, a predicted model, not a curated record
CCUCCGCUUCCAGCUACUCGACGAGUGCCUUGGGCUCUGCUUUCUUUUUUGCCUAGACGACUUUAUCUCUGUCUAUCUUAACGACUUCCACCAUGAGCUCCGGCAAACAAUGCAUCGAAAAGGCUGAGUACUCCUCGUCGGGUGCUGUUAGCACUCAGGCGCCUGCGUAUCAGGCGCCUCCCACCCCUGCACCUGCGCCUCCAGCACCACCACCGAUUGGCAAUCCUACCCCUGCCGGCAUGUUCGCCUUUGCUGGUACAAUGUUGCUCAUGGCUUUGUACAACCUGGGCGCAGGAGGCAUCACCACCCCCAACGUUCUCGUUGGAAUGCUCAUCUUCGCGGGUGGCAUCGCACAACUCCUCGUCUCCAUUCUCGAAUUCCUGAAAGGAAACUGCCUCUACGCGACCUGUUUUAUGACGUUCAGCACCUUCUGGCUUAGCUACGGCGCUGUGCUCAUUCCCGGUUUCGGUAUCCUCCAAGCCUUCACUGAUCCUUCCGAGAUUGGAAGGGCCAUCGGCCUCUACCUCUUCGUGUGGUGGAUCACGAUCACCAUGCUCCUCAUCGCCGUCGUUGGAAAGAGCACUCUCUUCACCAUCCUCCUUUCCUUCGCUUCCUGCGCGGUCCUAAUAUCCGCUUGCGGCCAAUAUCUCGCGAACAAGGCUCUGAACAUCGUCGGUAACUCCCUCUUGAUCGUCGUCUGUUCGGAGGCCUACUACAUUGGACUUGCCGUGCUUCUUCUCUCAGAACCCGGCGCUAUCUUCACCCUCCCCAUGUUCUAAAAGCCACGCUCCAUUUACGAUUAACGAUCGCACAUACAUACUAUAUACUUCCAUCGUUACGAGCGCUUCUUUCGACUUUCAUAUCCACUGUAUUAUUAGUAGGUCAUUAUUUAUGGGGGUCUCCAACCAAGUGUAGCCUUAGGUCAUUGUGA